Aphanomyces astaci is the source of this 1707-nucleotide messenger RNA. RefSeq lists its product as hypothetical. The transcript has 6 exons. Gene Ontology annotation, molecular function: dipeptidyl-peptidase activity; serine-type exopeptidase activity. Lineage: Eukaryota; Oomycota; Saprolegniomycetes; Saprolegniales; Verrucalvaceae. Gene Ontology annotation, biological process: proteolysis. The coding region runs from base 29 to 1606 and encodes 525 amino acids. The record is from RefSeq and is a predicted model, not a curated record.
AAAAAUCUGACUGAGAUUUUGAGACAUCAUGGCUGGAUCAUCGCAACCUCUGCUUGGCAUGUCGCGCGGCCCUCGAGCGCGACCCUACUCUGCAUCGGCCAUCGUUAUUGCAAUUGGCGUCGGGAUCGUCAUCGUCGUGGCGGGCCAAUUCCUCCUUAGCGAGGCAUUGGGGCCACCCACUGCCGCUACGUACACCCCCAAUUUCAUGGACCCUCGUCCCAACACGGGUAACUGCUCGCUUCACUGGUUUGACCAACGCCUGGAUCACUUUACGACCCUCAAUGCCACGUACAAGCAACGCUAUUUCGUCUACGACAAGUUCUGGAAGCGCCAAGCCGAUGGACACAAGGAGGAUGGCCCGAUUUUCUUUUACUGUGGCAACGAAGCCGACGUCACUCUCUAUGUCAACAGCACGGGCCUCAUGUGGGAGAACGCGCAAGCAUUGGGGGCGUUGCUCGUGUUUGCCGAGCAUCGCUACUUUGGGCACAGCAUUCCAUUCGGCGACCAGUACAAAGAUCACCUGCAAUACUUGACCCACGACCAGGCGUUGGCCGACUAUGCGCUUGUCCUCCGGUCAUUGCAGCAGCAGCACCGCGUCGACGUACCCGUGAUUGCAUUUGGGGGGAGUUACGGCGGCAUGUUGGCCGCGUGGUUUCGUAUCAAGUACCCUGCGACCAUUCGUGGCGCCAUUGCGGCAUCCGCGCCCAUUUUCGCAAACUCGAUCGGGUACGCCGAGCAGUUCCAAGGCGCCGACUACUGGCAAGUGGUCACCCACGACGCGUCGCCAGAAGCUGGCGCCGCCCCCAAUUGCAUUCCAAACGUCCGGGCUACGUGGCCACUCAUGUUUGCCAAAGCCAACUCUUCCCGAGGGUUGGCGGACCUGUCGGCCUUGUUUCAAACGUGCACGCCACUACACACUCGCGAUGACGUCGAGGCGUUGGCGCUGACUCUUAUGAUGGCGUGGGAUACCAUGGCGAUGGGUAACUUUCCGUUUCCGUCGAGCUACCUCACCGAGGGCAAGGCGACUCUGCCUUCGUUCCCCGUCCGCGCCGCCUGCGAGCACCUGGCGCCGCCCUUUUCAUUGCCAAAUGAAUCAACUGCGCUACUUGUGGCCAUGAAAGACGCCACCGACAUCUUCACCAACGCAACCCGCGACGUUGCGUGCACUGUGGUCCACCAGGAAUACGAUGGCAUCUGGGACUACAUGUGGUGCUCGCAACUGUUAGCGCAAGAGAGCUACUUUGACUCGAACGGCGUCACAGACAUGUUUUGGCCGCGCAACAUCACGUUCGACACGAUCGCCGCCGACUGCCGCGCCAAGUGGGGCGUGACCCCCGAUCCCGACUGGAUCCGCACGGCGUACGGCCCCGCCGACGUCCUCCUGGCGUCGACGUCCAACAUUGUGUUUUCAAACGGGGGCUUGGAUCCGUGGCGCGCGGGGGGCGUGCUCGCGACUUCGAACCCCAAGAUCACGCUCGUGGACAUCCCCGAAGGAGCGCACCACUUGGACCUGAUGUUCAGCGACCCGCGCGACCCCGCGUCCGUCACGCAAGCGCGUCGCACGGAAAUCCAACAGAUCCGUAUGUGGCUGCACCGCGACGCCUAGUUUUGUAUAUACAUGUACUACAAAGGCGGCAGCGUGAACUUGGUUGAACAGCAAGAAUUCCAUUACUUGAUCUCGUGUAGUAGUGAGUACAGUACUGUCAC